Molecule: messenger RNA, 504 nt
Organism: Bursaphelenchus xylophilus (pine wood nematode)
Lineage: Eukaryota; Metazoa; Nematoda; Chromadorea; Rhabditida; Aphelenchoididae
Source: the annotation of a GenBank genome assembly
AUGUCAACGGAAUUCCCUGCAUUUCCGGAUAAGUUCAAGGAGUUCAGCGUGGACCCAAUUCAUAUUGAGGUAAACCUUUUGCUUACUGUCAUUCAAAUUUUAGAACAAAAAGAAGAAGCCAUUUGAUGUCACAUUGAAAGUCCGCAACUCCAGUGAAUUUGGAGUCUUGUUCAAGGUCAAGUGCACCUCCAAUAGCCGAAUCAAGCUGGUAAAUUGUGCCGAUAUUUUGGGUCCACUGGAGGAGACUGAAGUCGGAAUUACCCGAUUGGAUGUAGAACCUGAGGCUGGCGAUCAGCUGUGUGUGAUCUAUGCGUUGGUUGGAGAGUGUUGGAUUCCAAAAGAGAAGCGGAACGCGUAUCAGGUGCGUUUUGAGAGCAAAUUUAUAUUACCCAUGAUGACGUCGACCUAUUUUCUUGGAAUUUCUUUCAGGCUUGGCUUCGUGCGACCUCCCAGCAAGUCACAACUCGAUCCAUCUUUGUUGAGGUCUCCAAUGCUUCCGAUUAG